AUGAGUGCCUUAUUAAUUGGUUGCUGGACUUGUCGCUUACGGCACAAAAAAUGCGACAUAACAACACCAUCCUGCAGGGAAUGCAGUGACCGAAAUGUCCAUUGUCAUGGGUAUGGACCAAAGCCAACAUGGAUGGAUGGAGCAUCAGAGGAAAAGAAAGAAAGAGCCCGAAUCAAAACCGCGAUCAACCAACAUGUCCGGCGAGUUCGAAAAAUGCAGAGUCGCGCCAAGAUGGCCUCGCUGCCUCAGGCAUAUAAAGAAACGCGACCUUCCUCAAAUUCGGAUGUUAAUGCUUCGGCUGCGUUUGAUACGGAAGAUGACUCGAAUAUUUUGCCAAAUGCUUCAUUGGAAAAUCUAGAUCGGCCUUCUACCCAAGAUGGCAUUUUCGAUCCCCAGGCUGCGUGCCUAUUAAUGCAUUACCUUGAUCAGGUCUUCGCGUGGCAAUUUCCUUAUUUCCGCUCUACAUCCCGGCUAGGAAAUCGGGGCUGGCUCUUGUACCUUCUUAUGAAGCGGGGGCCUCUCUACCACGCCGUUUUGAGCCUUUCAUCGCUUCACCAGAGUGCAAUUCUUGGGAGUGAGGAGGAAUAUCAACAAAGAGAGAGGGCACUAGAGCAUCAUUCCAGGGCACUCCGUGAAUUCUGCAAAUUCAUGGGCGAGGAACCUGGAAAAUUGCUGGACGAUCAUGCUCGGCUGGCCGAGUUCCUGGCAUGUAGUUUGAUUUUGAUUAGCUGUGAGGUAUGA
This is a messenger RNA of Penicillium expansum, 741 nucleotides long. RefSeq names its product Zn(II)2Cys6 transcription factor domain-containing protein. Gene Ontology annotation, cellular component: nucleus. The coding region runs from base 1 to 741 and encodes 246 amino acids. Lineage: Eukaryota; Fungi; Ascomycota; Eurotiomycetes; Eurotiales; Aspergillaceae. Gene Ontology annotation, molecular function: zinc ion binding; transcription cis-regulatory region binding; DNA-binding transcription factor activity, RNA polymerase II-specific. The record is from RefSeq and is a predicted model, not a curated record. The transcript has a single exon. Gene Ontology annotation, biological process: positive regulation of transcription by RNA polymerase II.